This is a messenger RNA of Rotaria sordida, 1600 nucleotides long. NCBI's taxonomy places the organism in Eukaryota, Metazoa, Rotifera, Eurotatoria, Philodinida, Philodinidae. The record is from the annotation of a GenBank genome assembly.
AUGAGUGCUGAACAAGACUCAACAAUUAUAAACCUACUCUCGAAUGUUAAGAUUGCUUUACAAUUUGCUGAUGGUAAUUGGAUUACAUUUCAAACAGGUGGAGUUGAAUUAACCACAUUUACUGUUGGAUAUUCAGGUGUAACAUUUAAUGAUAUUCUGACUACAUCUUCAUUUAGUAUGAGUUGUGGUGCAAUCACUCAAUCAUCAAGUAAUCCAUUAGAAUAUACAAUGACAAUGACAUGGAUACCAAAAGCAUCUUGUUUGGGUAAAUUUCAAAUAAAAAUUAUUGGUCAACAAGGUAAUACAGAAUGUAUUACUUAUCUUGUUGGUACCAGUGCAUCUAAAUUUAUCUGUACAAGUUAUGUUAAUGGUAUUGCGGUAUGUACAAAGCAUAUGUGUUUCUAUUUGAUAUUAUUCCAUUGGUUUUUUCCAUUUCAAUAAUAUCCUAUAGGAACUGUUCUCUCUAAUCCAUCUACAUGGCGUGUGCAAUGUACUGAAGCAGUUAAUCACCGAUCAACUACAGCAUAUAUUCGAGUUUUUCUUCAAUCAAGUACAAUACCAGUACUGUUUUCAAUACAGUUGCUUUUUCUAAUAUAACUGGAAUGUCAACAUCAAGUAUCACAAUACCAUCUGUAUCAAUAACUACUAGAAUUCCUCCAGCAAGUUCGAUGACAUCAUAUACCGGUAAACUUUUGAUUCAAAUUGAUUUUUUUUGCAUCUACACUCAAUAUUACUAAGUAUUGGUCGACAGGUGUUGUCACAACAAUAACAAGUACAAUCUCUACUAGUAAGUUGAUUGUGAUCAUUGGAAAACCUUUUCAUUUUACAAUGAUUAUUUGAUUCUUAUCAGCAUCAACAACCGAUCAUCAUUGGUACAUUACUUACAACACCUGUUGUUGGAGUUGUUUCUUCUAUUGUUCUUUGUUUUUUCAAAAUUGGCACAAAGUAGUCUGUAACCAUUUAAUAUUUCAUUAUUGAGAAGAUGUUUACAAGAUAACAAAUUUAUCAACAUAAUUAAAACUUUGACAUUAAAUGAGUUUUUUGGGUGUGAGUUUGGAUUUGCUAUUUUUCAACUCAAUGAAAUUUUCAAAAUAUUCAAAUUAAUUUCUAUUUUUUGCUUAUGUCUAUCUUUGAUCAAAUUAAGCAAUCUUCGGUCUCUUCCAGCCUGAUGCUAACACAAGCAUUUCAACCACUUCUAUUGUGAAAAAUAAAUCUAUUAUUAUUUUUCAUGCAGAAAUUCUUGCUCCAGACAUUAAAUGGAUAACAAUUCUUCUAUCUUUUUUUUUAAUGACAGAAUAAUAAUCAUUAGAGGAUACUACAGAUCUAAUCAAUAUUUAUGAAAAGUCUGUAAUAACUUUCAGUAAAAGAACAUCUGAUUAUUGUUAUUGAUACACACAAGGGUGAUGCAUAGGUAUCAGAGAUUUUUAAUAGAAAAGUCUUUGUUGCAACAGUAUUAUGUUGCUUCCUAAACUUAAUAUCAGUUUACAAAUGAUUAUUCAUUAUAGUUUCCUGUGUAAUUUUCUUUAUUCUCAAUAAUGAUUUCGAUACAAAGAAAGAAAAAAAGAAUAUUACAAUUUCAAUAAGUUCUUUUUAGGCACAU